UUAGUACUGCCCUACACAACCCUCCCCACGUCCACAAAACAAACACCUUUCUCUCUCUCUCUCUCUCCUCUCGUAGUCUCUCAAGUGUCAUUUUCUCACAUAUACUUCACACAAAAGAAACAGCCAUUCACUUCAUACCUUGUCAUUUCUCUCUCUCUCUCUCCACUCAAUCUCAAAUCUCUGCAACUACUCCUCUUAAAUUGAUCCAAAGCCCAUUCCUAAAGAAAACCCAGAAAUCUAAUUACCUGAAACUUUCUAAACCCUUUUGUACAAGUCAUCCAUAUUCUUUAAUCCAUAGAACCCUUGACCCACUUCAUCAUUUUUCUUGCUCCCUGACUUUAAAUAUACUCUUGUUGCCCUAUCUCAAGGAAAAACAGUAGCAAGAACAAAAGAUUAGAGUUAGAGAUAAGAAGACCUAAUCAACUAGAAGGGUUUUCUUUUUCCAGUUACUUAGUGAUGGAACUGUUCCCUGCACAGCCUGAUUUAUCUCUUCAAAUUAGCCCACCAAACAGUAAACCCACAUCAACAUGGAGAAGAACAGAAGAAGAAAUAGAUUUGGGAUUUUGGAAGAGAGCUUUGGACUCAAGAGCAAGACCCGAUAGUAGCUGUUUUGAGCUUUCUUUAUCAAAUCCAAGGAUUUCAGAGUCCUCUAAACAUUUUCACCUUCUUCAAAAUAGUAACAAUUAUAAUGGUACCAAUCUCUUUAAUUCCUUCCAACAAAACCAGUAUCCACAUCACCAACAGCCAAAAAGCCACCUUCUUCAUCAACAUAGUCCCCACUUUCAGCAACAGCAGCACCACCAACAACAACAGCCAGGGCUAAGCCAAGACCUUGGUUUCUUGAGACCCAUUAGAGGGAUUCCCGUAUACCAAAACCCACCUACUACUCCUCCUUUUCCAUUCUCUCAUCCACAAACUUUAGAUAAUAGUUGUUCGCAAACUUCUUCUUUGGCUACUAAUAACUCGACCACCACAAACAUAGGCCACUUUCAGUCUCAAGGAUUGAUGAGAUCAAGGUUGAUGUCAAGGUUUCCAGCUAAAAGAAGCAUGAGAGCACCAAGGAUGCGGUGGACUACUACUCUUCAUGCUCGUUUUGUUCAUGCUGUUGAGCUAUUAGGCGGCCAUGAAAGAGCUACACCCAAGUCAGUUCUUGAGCUCAUGGAUGUGAAAGAUCUCACCUUGGCGCAUGUUAAAUCUCAUUUACAGAUGUAUCGAACUGUAAAGACAACCGAUAGAGCAGCAGCUUCUUCAGGACAAUCAGAUAUAUUUGAUAAUGGAUCAUCUGGAGAUACGUCUGAAGAUUUGAUGUUUGAGAUUCAAAACUCAAGGAGGUCUGAUAUAUCAAUGCAGCAGGGAAGACCGAACGGUCACCACGACAAGGAUUAUCAAGGUCUCUGGAGCAAUUCAUCCAGCAGGGAAGCUUGGUUGCAUGUGAAAUCAAAGGAUUCUUGUGGAAACUUAACAUCUCUUGAGAAGGACAUGGAUCCAAAGUGCCUAAGCAGCUAUGAAAAAAUGUCAGAUGUAAGCUCAUCAAUUGUAUCAGGAACUAGCCCAAAGAAGCCUAACUUGGAGUUCACAUUGGGCAGGUCACACUGAUAAAAUUUAAUAAAUAUAUAUAUGAUAAUAUUAUUUAUAUAUAUUCAACUGUGUAGAUGAUUAUAUAUAUAUAUAUAUAUAUAUAUAUAUAUAUAUAUAUAUAUAUAUAUAUAUAUAUAUAUAUAUAUCUGAUGAAGAAAGGGCAUAGCAUUAGCUAGCUGAUGAAGAGAAUCAGGUGCCCAGCUGAGAAAAUCAGAGAGAAAAAGAAAGGAAAAGAAAACAAAAGAAAAAAGAGAGAAAAAGAGAAAGAGAAAGAGAGCUAAAGAAAGACAAGGAGACAAGAAAGACAGAAAGCAACAAAAGGAGAAAUAGUGGAAAAAGCAUGUCUUUCCUGUCAAGCUUGUUGAGAUCCAAAUCAACAUAUUAUAUUCCUACGUAAAUAUGAAAUCUAAUUGAUUUUGUAUGCUGUGUACUAUUCAGAGAAAGAAAAAGAAAGAGAGAGAGAGAAAGAAGGAAAACAAAAAAUAGAGAGAGAGAGAGAGAGAGAGAGAGAGAGAGAGAGAAGUGAUCCUUGGUAACUGUAAUGGAGCACUUUUACAUUUAUAAGAUUAUUUUUGUAAUUUUACCAAA
This is a messenger RNA of Ricinus communis (castor bean), 2166 nucleotides long. Its product is annotated as probable transcription factor KAN2. Gene Ontology annotation, cellular component: nucleus. Gene Ontology annotation, biological process: regulation of DNA-templated transcription; abaxial cell fate specification. Lineage: Eukaryota; Viridiplantae; Streptophyta; Magnoliopsida; Malpighiales; Euphorbiaceae. The transcript is spliced from 6 exons. The coding region runs from base 457 to 1596 and encodes 379 amino acids. The record is from RefSeq and is a predicted model, not a curated record. Gene Ontology annotation, molecular function: transcription cis-regulatory region binding.